Vigna angularis (adzuki bean) is the source of this 3224-nucleotide messenger RNA. RefSeq names its product phosphatidate phosphatase PAH2. The transcript is spliced from 10 exons. The coding region runs from base 650 to 2440 and encodes 596 amino acids. The record is from RefSeq and is a predicted model, not a curated record. Gene Ontology annotation, molecular function: phosphatidate phosphatase activity. NCBI's taxonomy places the organism in Eukaryota, Viridiplantae, Streptophyta, Magnoliopsida, Fabales, Fabaceae.
AUUAAUCCAUGGUUGAUUUAGUAAUGGUGGUAGCACCCAACACGCUAUUUCUAUUUUUCCCUGCAAAUUCUCAACUUCCGUUGCUUUCCGUAGCUAUCACCGGCAUUUUCAGAACCUCCAACGCCGUGCUUUCAACUUUCAAUUCAAACUCCCAAUCAAUUACGGUUACUUUUAAUUUUUAUCGAUUUAAUGCGAUUGGAUUAGGGUAAUUAGAUCUCAAGAAUAUUCUCAAAAUCUCGGCACAUUCCCUACUUUCCAACCGAAUAUUCUUCAAUUUUUGCAUUUGGCGGUACCUUAAUCAAGUUUUGUAAGUCGGUGUCCCACACAACACAGCAUCAUGUGUAUCGUUUAACGUAUUACGUACGAGGUUCAGCAGAUCUCUGAUUAAGAAAUUUUCCCCUUCCGCAAAUUCAUGUCAGGAAAUUCCGUUGCUGCAAUUUUUGUCCGAAUUUAGAAAACAAUACAAUACGUAUUAUAUGGGUUGGGGAAAGAAUUACCGAAUGAUUGUGUUAUAAUUGGAUCAACGUUUGUAUGAGUUUCGCCAUCUUAAAUUUUCGCAGUCAGAAAAAACAAGAUUAGUGUUGUAAUUGGGUUUCAGCAAGAUUAGUUUUUUUGAAGGAUAGUUGUGGGUUUGAUAUAAAAUAUUAGCAUGCAAGCAGUGGGGAGGCUUGGCAGCUAUAUCAGCCGCGGCGUGUACACCGUUUCAGGGCCGUUUCUUCCAUUUGGUGGGGCGGUGGACAUUGUUGUGGUUCAGCAGAAAGACGGGAGCUUCAAAUCCUCUCCUUGGUAUGUUAGGUUUGGGAAAUUCCACAUGGAUUCGAAGGAGAAGGAGAAGGUGAAGGUUCAUGUCAGUGUCAACGGUGUAGAGCCUGAUUUCCAUUUGUAUUUGAACCUCAAAGGGGAAGUUGUUUUCCGCCAUGGAGACACACAAGAAGAACAAGAAGGGGAAUCAAUAGUUGAGGGUGAAAGUGAAAGUACGAGUGACAGUAAUGGUAUCAUGCCACAGGGUGGUAAUAGGCAUUUCAAGUCCAUAAGUUGGAACUUUGAUUCUGUGGACAAUUCAAAUGCACAGGCUAAGGCUGUUGGUAGAACCAGGUCUCGCCGCUCCCGAAUUCUUGGGCUUGUGUCAAGAUCUUUGAGGGGAGGAGAGCGUGAAGAUGGUGAUGUGAAUGGGUUGGAUUCCGUGGAGCGUGCUGAGAUUGCAGCCAACUUGUUGGAGCUGAAGUGGUCCACCAAUCUCAGUUUUGAUCAUCGACUGCCUCGUAAAGACAGGAAAAAGACUAGGGUUGAUGCCUUGAACAAUGGUUUAUUACCUUUACCAUCAUGUAACAUGAAGGAGGAAUCUUAUUCUUGCAGUGAGCAAGAUGAUACUAGAUCAAAGCCUGUGUUCAAUGAGGUGUGCCUUGCAAGUGCAGGAUGUGGAGAAGUUCGUGUCACUGCUGAGGAGGUCUUGCAACCUGCAACUCUAGUUCUACCUGAGGUUAAAGAAAGUGAGGAAGUCACUAAGGAUUUUGAGAUUGGGAGAACACCAAUGGAGGCCUCUGUGUUACAGUCUCAGCAAAGAGAAUGUUCCCAUUCUGGUAUGUGUGCUACCGGCAAUGUUGGAGACAAACCACAGUUUCGAAAAUCUCAUACUGUCAAUAUUGGUCGAAGAGAUUGCUCGAUUAAAAAUGUUAGAGAGAAUACUCCAACCUCUGAACAACUUGAAUCCUUGAAUCUGAAGGAAGGGAGGAACACAAUAACCUUCAGUUUCUCCACAGCUAUGGGGAACCAGCAAGUUGAUGCUCAUAUAUAUUUGUGGAAAUGGAAUACUCGUAUAGUGAUAUCAGAUGUAGAUGGGACAAUUACAAGAUCAGAUGUUCUAGGUCAAUUCAUGCCAUUAGUAGGAAUCGACUGGUCGCAAACAGGCGUUGCUCAUUUAUUCUCAGAUAUCAAGGAAAAUGGCUACCAGCUACUUUUUCUCAGUGCUCGUGCAAUAUCUCAGGCCUAUCACACCAGACAAUUUCUUUGCAACCUUAAGCAGGAUGGGAAAGUUUUACCAGAUGGUCCUGUUGUUAUUUCCCCUGAUGGACUUUUUCCUUCUCUAUAUCGAGAAGUUAUCCGGAGGGCUCCUCACGAGUUCAAAAUUGCAUGUUUAGAGGACAUUAAGGCACUUUUUCCUCCAGAUUGCAAUCCAUUCUAUGCUGGUUUUGGAAAUAGGGAUACUGAUGAAGUCAGCUACCUUAAGGUUGGAAUCCCAAAAGGAAAAGUUUUCAUCAUUAAUCCAAGGUUUUUUCAGGGAGAGAUUGUUGUAAAUAGUCGUUGUUUUGACACACAUUCAUACACCUCUCUUCAUUCUCUUGUGAAUGGAAUGUUCCCCCCUACAAACUCAUCUGAACAGGAAGAUUUUAAUUCAUGGAAUUACUGGAAAUUACCUGAGACCUCUUCUGCUAUAAAUUAAAGAUCUUUUGGCAUUUAUCUUGUUCUGGUGUAGAUAGUUGCAGGACUGCAGACUGUGCUGCUCCAAGAAUUUCAUAGGUAAAAGUUUAAGCAUGUUUGGACUUGAGCAGAAUUUUUAAUUUGAGUGAUGCACUUGCCAUCCUUCCUAUAGUUAUUAUCUUGAGUUCUUUCUUUCAUUAAUCAGAUUUCUGAAGCUGUUUAGGGAGAUUUCUUUAAGCUUAUCUUCAAAAUAAUUGGCUUGGUAUUUCUGUUUGGAUUGCUGUGACUAUUGUUCAAUAUGAAAUGCCACAAAUUUAGAAGUUAGGCCUUUAAAAACGAUUCAACUCUCAAUGUUUGUAUGAAAUAUGUUUCAAUUGGAUCUUAAUGUUGCUUGUAUAAGUGAUGUGAAUUAGCUAAGCCUGAUGAAAUCAGCAUCAUUCUGUGGAAUUCGUUGGACAGAGGAUUUAUGAGAGCACAGAAUACAAUUUCCAGCUUCAGAAUUACAACUUCGGCUCAAAGGUGUAACAUCAGACAGAUAACACUGUUUUCUUCGUUGUACAGUUUGUUGUAGUGAUUAUUUACUUGAUUCGAUUGUCAUGGACAUGGCAAUAAUAAUAUGAUGAAAAUCACAUCAAUUUAACAUUGUUGGCUUCUCAUACUCAAUGAGUGGCUUCACCUUGUAUGUAUGUAAUAUUAAUAGGUUCUGUCUUCAGAUUCAUUUUCUCAACUUGUAAACAAUUGAACACAUGCUCAUGUAGAAGUUCAAAAAAGGAACUGAGUUGUAUGCUAUUAAGGAUUGAUGACUA